Messenger RNA from Aquila chrysaetos chrysaetos, 3421 nucleotides. RefSeq names its product claudin 20 (gene CLDN20). The transcript is spliced from 2 exons. The coding region runs from base 258 to 917 and encodes 219 amino acids. The record is from RefSeq and is a predicted model, not a curated record. Gene Ontology annotation, cellular component: bicellular tight junction; plasma membrane. Gene Ontology annotation, biological process: cell adhesion; bicellular tight junction assembly. Gene Ontology annotation, molecular function: structural molecule activity. NCBI's taxonomy places the organism in Eukaryota, Metazoa, Chordata, Aves, Accipitriformes, Accipitridae.
AGUAAUGCACUUGCUGCAGAGAAGAGAAAAAAAACAACAUUCCAAGAAAUUUUGUUAAUACAUGCCAAUGCAGUUUUAUAUGAGAUGGGAUAGUUCCAUUCAAGAGAAACUGCAUUUUUCCAGGAUUUCUACAGUGAAGAAAACAUCUCAGACCUCACAUCCAGCAAGGGCUACAGCCUUGGCUACGAAGCUACCAACCAGUUACACUCAUUUACAAGAGAAAAACAGGCAGACAAAAGGUGACAGCAGAUAUCAUCAUGGCAUCAGCAAGUCUGCAGUUCUUUGCUUUUAUUCUGGCUUUGUUUGGUGUUUUUGGAGAUAUCACCGCCACCCUGCUACCCAACUGGAAGGUAAAUGCAGAUGUUGGUUCAAAUAUCAUAACAGCUAUAACCCAGAUGCAAGGGCUUUGGAUGGACUGCACAUGGUACAGCACUGGGAUGUUUAGCUGUACCCUGAAAUACUCCGUUCUCUCUCUCCCCGUCUACAUCCAGGCUGCACGGACCACCAUGGUACUGUCUUGUAUCCUAUCAGCCUUUGGGAUCUGCAUCACUACAGUUGGAAUGAAAUGCACAAAGUUGGGAGGGGACCCUGACAGCAAGAGUCAUGCUUGUUUUGCUGGAGGAGUCUGCUUCAUUCUUGCAGGAAUCUUUGGAUUAGUACCAACAUCCUGGUACACGAGGGAAAUUAUUUCAAAUUUUCUGGACCAGACCAUUCCAGAGAGCAGUAAACAUGAACCAGGAGGAGCAGUUUAUAUAGGAUUCAUUUCAGCAGCGUUUCUGCUUAUUGCAGGUGUAAUCUUCUGCACUUCCUGUUUUAAAAAGCAGCAAGGAGCAUGGAUUUACGGUCCAAAGCAGCACCAUUUUCCAUCCACGGAGCAGGAAAGCAACGCAGGUUACAACCUGAAGGACUAUGUAUAAAAAUACAGUUACUUCUAUCUGUUGAAGCUUUUUUUGUGCUAAGUGUAGUUUGAUUAUUUCAAAGAAUGUAUAACAUAGCACUUUUCUUGCAUCUGGGUUGCAGUUAUGUUUAAGCAAGGUAUUUCAUUUAUAGCAGCAUCCACAAAAAGAAUGAAGCAGGAAACAAUGCUUAAGUCUGCUACUAAAGUACUUUUUUGUGUUGAUUUUUCAAACCAUUCUUUUUGACUUUCCCAGUAACAUUUAUUGAAGAAAAAGGAACUAUUUUAAAACAUAACUGACAGAAUAAUUAAUGUACUGAUGGCUUGUUACAGCAAAGAUGCUUAAAAACUAACUGCUUUCUAUUUAGCAAAUCAGGCUAUCAAUAACAUAUAAUGUUUUAUAGUGUAUUUUACAUUUUUAUCUUUAUUUUAGUCAUGAUGCAGGGGAAAAAACCCAACCACUCUUUGUCCAAGAAGCCCAAUUCAAUGGUUUUUAAAUAGCAGACACAUCUGCCUUUUAUUUUCUAAAUUGCCUUGGUAACUAGAUUUCUUAAAAAAAAACAACAAAAAAACAAAAAAACAAAAAAAACACCCACAACAAAAACCACACACACAAACACCAAAACAAAGCAAAAAACCACAACAAAAACUCCCAGUCCCAAACCUUAGCUGCAUUGUAUAUUCUGCAUAUCAGGCUGAAGAAUCAGCAGUACCAUUCAGAUCUUGCCAAAAAUGGCUCUCCCGCCCCAAACUGCCACCUGCUGUGGGUUUCAUUUAUUAUUGUUAAAGAAAUGUCUACUCCGCAUUCACCAAUUGCUGCUAAUCUAUCAUUACACAAUGAAUGUGAUAUUUGAUGAGCGAUACAACAGAAAUGUAACCAUGACUAUGAAAACACCUGCAAACUGUAACACACAGGAUACAAAGUAAAUUAUCUGUGUUCCAGAAAAACCUGGAAGCCUUCUGGCUUACACUUCUUCAAAGUAGCUUUUAACAGCUCAAAUCACACAGCUACCAUUUAUUGUCUUCUACAUUUCUGGCCUUCUAAAAGAACUUUGUAAGUCCUUGUAAUUAUUCCUGUCGGGUCUGUUUCAGGCCCGCUCCCAUGUAUUCUAUUACCGUAAAACGUAAUAUACAAUGGUGAUGAAGAGACAGCUUCUUCGUCUAAAUUUAUUUUCUUAACUCCCUUAUUUUGAUUAAUAAUCUUAGAUCCUUUAACCUUUUCUUUCACCACACAGAUUUUGUUUUGUAUUGGUCAUUGGCAGAGUAUGUUCUAUCUAAACACUUCCCUAAAUGAGAAUCAAAUUGAUGGUAAUUUGCUAGCAUGGGUAAGGGAAUGAGAAGGAGUAUGAUACAGGCCUUUAAAUUUAGGAAUACAAUAAUGCUGGAUGAGUCUUUCAACAAAACCAACUGCUAUUUAUUUUGCAUAUUUAUAUACAACUUUAAUUUCCCAUAUUAUUAACCUGAAAUUUACUAAAACAGUAUGAAGGGGCCUUAACAUUAUACCUACAGUUUGUUGGAAAAAGUAAGAUCUUCUGUUACAGCAUUUGAGAAAAUGGAAUGUUUUAUGCAUCUAAUACGUAAAGAGUCUUUAUUCGAAUAUACAUAGAAUGGAAUUACAUCUUGCUUGUAUUACCACUGUUAUGUAGCCAUUUUGAGUUUCCUAUGUAUUCAUUAAGAAGCUUGUUUUGUACAAUUCCUAAUGCUAGUAUCAGCAGUUAUUUGGUAUUGGAAAGACUGAACUAUGACCAAAAAGCCAAGUUUUCUUUGCUUAGACACAACGCUGUGCAGCACCAUUCCAUUCCAUAAACCAGUAGUCUUUUAUAUCUCAACAUUCCUCGUAUUGUUGAAAUAAUAUUCAUUCAUUGGGAAAAUGAAGUAAACAACUCAUUCCCAAAAACAUGCAUCUCCACCUUUAGUAAGUGGUUUGACAUGACACUAAGCUGUGAUCAUUGCUAUGUAUGUGAAUUAAAACUAACAUUUGUAAAGUAAGAACCAAAGGCAUUUUCACAGGAGGGCAUAAGAAAAAGGUAAUAACUGCAUAUCAUGAGCAAAAUGAGGUAUUCAUCGGUUACAUAAGCAGCAAAUUUUUCUUCCUAUAACUUUAUACAGAAGUACCUGAAUUUCCUUGUAUGCCUAUGAAACCAAAAUGAAGCACGCACUUAGCCACCUCAUUCACAAUAUGCUGCAAGAGCUUUCCAAGAAAACAAAGAUUCUGUCAGAAACAGUAAUAUCUAAAACCAUGUCAGUCUAUGGCUAAAAGAACAAGGACAAAACAGAAGAUCAAUCUACAACAGGAGUUUGAAGGAAACAAAAUAUAGUGAGAACAGGUCUGUCUGAAAAAUUUGUACUUUCUGCUUUUGCUAUAUAAGCAAUACUUGUUUUAACUCAAAGAAAUAUAUUAAAUAAAAAUAUGCUUGCCUUUAGUGGGACUGCCUUUUUUAUUCAAGAGAGCACCAACAGACUGUAGGAUUUGCUUAUACUAAGACAUUUGUCACAACUCUGAGCUACCCCUCUCAGUCAACUAUG